This is a messenger RNA of Bombyx mandarina (wild silkworm), 1687 nucleotides long. RefSeq names its product coiled-coil domain-containing protein 22 homolog. Gene Ontology annotation, molecular function: cullin family protein binding. The record is from RefSeq and is a predicted model, not a curated record. Lineage: Eukaryota; Metazoa; Arthropoda; Insecta; Lepidoptera; Bombycidae. Gene Ontology annotation, biological process: positive regulation of ubiquitin-dependent protein catabolic process.
AGAGGUGAAAAAAUAAUAUUGUUUUCCACUUUCCAGCAUUAUAAAGUAAAAAACGCGAUGAUUUAUUUUUUUAGUUUGCCUUAUCUAAAACUUCGAUAUCGUUAAAUACUCCCAAUUUAUAAAAAUAACAAGAUGGAAGAGGUAGAUUCAAUCAUUUUACAUUUUCUGCGUCAACUGAACCUAAAAAUAGAUGACAAUGUGAAGAACAUGUGCGAUGUUUCUGUAGAGUUUAUUAUUGAAGCAGCAUCAAAAUGCCUAAACGCUAUAAAUCCAUCCUUGAAAGUUCCUCAAAAAUUACCAAAAGGAAUCUCCCAUCGAAUCGAAGUAGCUGCUCAGAUAGCAUCAUUUUGCAAAGAUUUGGGGUACAAAAAUGAUGUUGGUUAUCAAACAUUCCUGUACUAUAAUGAAGCGGAAUUACGGCAAGUAUUUAUGUUUCUUAUUGAGAGACUACCCAAUGAAGGAAAACAGAGUUCAGUUUCUGCAUCUCUUAAAACAAACCAGUCAACAUUGAUGAAAGACGUUAGCAACAAGAUUUCUGAGGAAAUGGAAAAAAUAUGGGUACCACAUUGUUGCAAACCCAAUGAGCAACAAAAAGGAAUCACUUCAACAAAAAACAAUGUUCAUUUGUAUAAUACAUUAGAAAAUGAGAAAGAUUUAAUUCAAAAGCUAAUACAUAUACAAGAAAUGAAUACAAAUAGUAGAGAUACCAAAGCACAGGACGUUGUAAUGCAAAAAGAAUCGAAAUUAAAAACGGAAGCGUUUACAAAAGAACAUAAUAAAACUCUUAAAGAAUUAAAGGAGACUGCUAUAGUGUUACGACAGAAAUUAGACACUCUAGAAAGUGAAAGAAAUGUUAUGAAUGUUGAAUAUUCUCAGGCCCAAGUUUCGUGUGAAAAGGUUGAAGAUGAUUUGAAAAAUGUUAUUAAUAUUUUAAAUAGCAUAGGAAUUACAGAUGAAAAUUCAGAGGGCGUUUCAGAUGAGGUACUAGAAAAAGUACAAAAAAAUAUUAACAAACUACAUGCAAAAAGUGAAGAUUUAACAUCAAAAAGUUUGUCAUUGAAAGCAGAAAUUGAAAAUGUCAAGCAGAGUAUGAAUAGAUCUGAGUCUGAAAGAAAUAAAUACAAAAAUAUGUUAGGCUAUUUAAAAGAAUCUGCAAAAGCUAUGAAAGAGGAAUAUGGUCAAAAAGAACAUUUGAGAAAUCAACUCAAGUUGAAAUAUGAAAAAUUAAGAGGUGGUAACAAAAGAUCCAUCUAUACGAAACGUAUUGUAGAAAUAAUAAGCAAUGUUGAUAAACAAAACAUUGAAAUAAAGAAAAUAUUAGAAGACACAAGACAGCUACAAAAAGAAAUAAAUAUACUAGAAGGUCAGCUUGAACGGUCUUUCUCUGUUGCAGAUGAAACACUGUUUAGGGAUGCAAAGAAAGAUGAUCAAGCAAAGAAAGCAUAUAAACUACUAGCUCUGCUGCAUUCAGAAUGUAAAACUAUCGUGUCAUUGGUUAAUGAUAUAGGAUCUUUGCAAAGAGACAUUGUUGACUUAGAAGAAAAUGUUAAAACAGAAACUGCAAAGAGGACUGAAGAUACCUUGGAGAAAAUUAAAUUUGAUAUUGCAAAAAUUAAAGAAGAAACCUAAAUUUUUCAAUUAUUUAUUAUUAUUUGGUUAUGACUCAAAAUAAAGAGAAAUAGGUUUC